Messenger RNA from Suillus subalutaceus, 1202 nucleotides. RefSeq lists its product as uncharacterized. The transcript is spliced from 3 exons. Bases 126 to 1202 code for a protein of 358 amino acids. NCBI's taxonomy places the organism in Eukaryota, Fungi, Basidiomycota, Agaricomycetes, Boletales, Suillaceae. The record is from RefSeq and is a predicted model, not a curated record.
CUCGGAGCCUGACGUGAUUAUUAUGGACUCUUUUAUGAAACUGACAGUGCACAGCUACCUUAAUGAUGAAAGGUCAACGUUGUCGUACUCUGCUGCAACACUGGAGCUCGGGCGCGACCUAGCUCAUGCAGCCUUGUCUAAUCUCGGAUGGAAAAAAACCGUCUGUUUCCUUUAACAAACGCCUGUUCGCAGCACUGAAGCAUGACCGACUAUACCAAUUCAGUGUGAGCCCACCGCAGGUCGAUACACCGGCGCCUCGGACACAUGUUCUCAAGGACUGGGGGGUUCCCCCAAGUGACGAAGAAGCAUUGGCGCUUGAAGCCCUCGAGGAGUUUAUACAUCCCAACUUGGAAGCUCCCUGUGCUCGUCCUGCCCGAAAGCGCCCUGCACCGCAGGAUUCGCGCCCAGACAUCCGUGAUUCACAAUCACGGCAGACCGCGCACUCCUCAACAUAUGAAGUAUCUCUAGAACCACCCACGAAGCGACCCAGAUAUGAUAUCGCCUCCAUUUCAAACUUGAUACCCCAGGUCUUGAGAAUUUGUUCAGUUUACCUUCACCCCGGCUUACGAUUUGCAGCCUCAUUAUGUCCCAGGGCCGCCUGGCUUAUUCCUGUACGUGGCGUCCUACCAUGGGACGAUGCUACCUGUGCCACCAUCCUGGAACCCCCACAAGUUCCACAGGGAGAUGAUACUCCUCCGCUUCCCUCUGGACCUGCACCACUACGCGACGGAAUCUCAAGAAUUACCUGGACUCAUCAUUCGAUCGUGCACUUCUGGCAAUUCCUGAUAUCCAUUCAGCAAGCUGAAAAUCUUGGGUCCAUCUCGAUUGGCUUCCAUAGCGCACCGUCGGAUGCCGCAUUUACACUCGACAGUGCGCUCGGCUUAACGGCUGGAAGUGGCAAUCGGCCUGUUCAACCUGCACAAGCAGGGAGAUCCGCUGAUCUUUCCGAUGGCUUAUCGGAUCAGGUCCGUCACGCACAACUAGAAGCAACGGACUUUAUCAAGGUGUAUCAUGAUACCAAGUACUCGUUUCACCUCCGAAAUAUUCUGGACGCCUACAUGUAUAUUCCUGGAGAAGCCGCAUUAGAGAGAAGACAUCCAUCCGAUUGUGAAAUAGCGGGAUUAAUGACGAAGAUCAGGCUGCUGAAAUUAGCACGACUUGUAAUUUUCGACGAUCGAUCCAGAGCUGUCUUAUUGUCCUGA